This is a messenger RNA of Penicillium salamii, 702 nucleotides long. The record is from the annotation of a GenBank genome assembly. NCBI's taxonomy places the organism in Eukaryota, Fungi, Ascomycota, Eurotiomycetes, Eurotiales, Aspergillaceae.
AUGCCCGACCUUCAUUUUUUGCCCGAGGGCACCUGGCCCGAGAACGCCGUCCGGAAUAAUGGCCCUGACAGCCUUGUUCUGGAGCGUGCCAAACUCCGCGAACUGGCUGAAGGCUGGCCCUGCUACCGGGAUGCUUGUGAAUGGGAGAACUUUGAGUCUAUCUUUCACCCGGGCGCAUAUGUGUACACCACAUGGUCGGGCCGAGUGUCUUACUUGGACUUCAUGGCCGCCUCCAAGGCCGGCAUGGACAAGGGAGCAUUCAUCAUGCACCGAUGCCACGGAGUAACGACCGAUAUAACUCCUGAUGCUACUCGCGCUGUGACAAAAAUGAAAGCUACAAUCACGCAGCGUUUCGUAAUCGACGGAAUGGAAGUUGAUGCAGAGGCCGACUGCCGCUUUUGCUUUUUCUUUGAGAAAGUCGAUGGUCGUUGGGGCGCUCGUUUUGUGAGACAUUGGUACGAGAAGGACAAGUUGCUGCCUGUCAUCCCAAACCAAUUCCCAAAUAUCGAUGUCAAGAAACUCAAUUCUUACCCCGAAGGAUACAAGUGCUUGGCCUAUUGCCAAGAGCUCACAAUGGGAGUCACGGUUUUGAAGGAUAUGCCUGGCCAUAGGCGACAUGAGGGGACUGACUGUGGAGAGAAACAUGAUUUGUUGUACCGCCUUGCCAAGGAAUGGUUAGAUGGCGUGGAUAUUGAAGUGUAG